CUGCCUGUGAACGCAGCCUGCCAGUCGCGGUUUGGCGCGCAAACCGUACGGACGUGUGGUUCGUGCCGUUGUGUUUCGUAUCGCGACGCGGCAUUAUAAAAUAUGGAUUGAAUUUUGUGUUGUGUGAAUGAUUGUAAUAUUAGUGAAUUGGAUUUGACUGAAUUGCGUGUCGACAUAAUUGGCUUUUCACGUAAAAGUUGAAAGGUGUGAACAUCAUCAGUACGUGUUUAUGAUCGUACGGUGAGGAAACUCGGCCGAUAGUAGUCGGUCGGCAAAGUCCGUAGGUCUUCAUCAAGCUGCCAUCAUGACGCUACACUGGUGGAUGCACUGGUUCUGGGUGACAACGCUGUUCACCAUCCAUGCGAACAGCGGGCUGAGCUCCGCGGCGCCGCAGUCAGAGGAGCUCCAACACAUCAGCGCUGAAGCCGAGCUGGACCGACGACUCUCUGAGCGACAGAGUCGAGCCAUGUACUACACGAAAACCCAAGUCACUACACAGACCUCCAACAUAACAGACAAUCAUACGGACAAACCACCAGAAAUACCAGUAACAAACACAACAGAAACCAAUAAAACAGAAGAAGUACCCCAUCCAGCUAUACAGUGGACAGUGGUCAACAUCACUGACAUGUCAACAAACAAUACACAGACAACAAACGCAAGCGCAAGUAAUGCAACGGUAGCCCCGUUCACGAAUUUGACGGAAACGCAAAACGCGACGUUUGCGUCUAAAAAGAGGAAUCUGACUAGACCAGACUUCGUGAAAGACGGAGGUGGAAAUGUGGCGGAGAGUAGAAUCGUGACAGAGAAGCCACUGUCAUUAGAGACUACUUUCCUACAGACUCGGAUACCACCGAACGUCGAAUCUUCUAGAAGGGUGAUAGACCAAAGUGAUGGAGGAAUGGAUACGGGGGCUAUAGCCGGGAUAUCGUUUGCUGCGCUAGUUUUGGCGGCUCUGGCUGGGAGCACGGCGUUCGUGCUGUACCGGCGGAGGUACCUGAACAAGCCGCAGACCCUGAAUGACAAGUGCUCGAACCCUGAUUCGAGCGGCUACUUGGAUGACAGUACGAUAAGAGACAACUCCGAAGAGAUGUACAGCUUGGACAACGACUCCUUCCUCAACUCUCUGGAGGCGAUGACCAUACAGAACUACUGGACGGAUACCGUCAAGCACACCAAACUCUGAUCACGUCACUCGUCAUGACGUCACUCACACAAGAUGACGGACCAAACUAGUUUCUACCAUAACUGUCAGACUGGGAAUUGAAGAUGACCAUGAAUAUACCAAGGACAUUAUGACGUCAUAAGCAAUUUUAAUACAGCUAUGUUUUGUCAAAGAUAUCUAAGGAAUUGACGUGAUUCGCAUCUACAAUCUAACAUGCACCUAAACUCUUGACAGAUUAGAUAAAACAAAUCUGAAUGUCGACUUUGAUACUGUCUGAUUAGAUUUUUUAAAUUAAGAACCUAUAUGACAUGACUGCAUGACAGUUGAUCACAUAAUUCGAUAUUCAAAUUCUUCUGUGAUUAUUUUAAUGAUUUGUAAUGUUUUUUUAUUAUGAUUUUAAUUCAAAUAUUUGAGAGUUUUAAACUCAUAAGAAGUACGUGUAAUGACAUG
Molecule: messenger RNA, 1615 nt
Organism: Spodoptera littoralis (African cotton leafworm)
Lineage: Eukaryota; Metazoa; Arthropoda; Insecta; Lepidoptera; Noctuidae
Source: the annotation of a GenBank genome assembly